This is a messenger RNA of Nymphalis io (European peacock), 1114 nucleotides long. RefSeq lists its product as uncharacterized. The record is from RefSeq and is a predicted model, not a curated record. The transcript has a single exon. The coding region runs from base 112 to 855 and encodes 247 amino acids. NCBI's taxonomy places the organism in Eukaryota, Metazoa, Arthropoda, Insecta, Lepidoptera, Nymphalidae.
AAAAGAUACAGUAUACGGACUCGAACCAGUGACGAGACCUACGAGAAACCAUAAACAUAUAAAUUAUAAAGUGUUAUUCUAUUCAAUACUAAUUACCGUGCUCUUGUGAAAAUGAGCUAUCCACCUCACGGACCGCCACCUCCCCCAUACUACGGACACCCAGGAUGGGCUCCACCACCACCGCCAUAUCCUCCUCGUCAUACUUAUCCGCCUACAGAUUAUGGCCAAGUUACACCGCAGCAUCCCCCACCAAUGCCGUACUAUGUUCCUGGAACAAUGAUGGUGCCCGUGCCUGUAAUGCCGCCACCAGACUCAAAUCAACCAACGUACAUUACCAAUUAUAUCUAUCACGGAGAAACAUCCAGCACGCCGUCUGAACAAGUGCAAAUAUCUGAAACCGCUGGCGAUUACGACUGGGUUCCAACAACUUCGACGACAGCCAGCAGUCUUACUGGGAAGGCAGUCAUAGGAGGCCAAGAAGGUUGGGAUGGGAGCCCCCUGUGGGUGAUUCGGGCUUGGCACAAUGGAGAACUGAUCCCUGGAAAGUUAUCUGUGAGACACAAUGCAGCUUCUGUCAUGUUUAACGGUAAAGAGAUUCCAGUGCAGAAUAUUGAAGUUUUAUGCGCUAAGCCCGAUUAUCUUAGAUGGGUGCCGGCUUCUAAUGGAUCUGUACCACCUGGAGCGAUCGCUGGAGGGAGAACAACAUCUGGAGAAACUCUAUACGUCGGAAGAGCGAGACACCAACUAUCAUUGACGCCUGGCAAAGUUCAUCCGACUCAUAAUACAUGUUACAUAGGAUUUGGAGGGGCGGAAAUAGCUUAUAAAAUGUACGACGUGCUCUGCAGGAUAAGUUAGAUUGAAAAAAGACUGAUUUUGUUUCAUAUUUUAAAUGAUUAAUGAGUGAACAAAUUAUGUAAUGAAAUAUCCAUUACAAUAACCAAAAUAAAAGUAAAAAAGUUUUUUGUAUUAAAAUUAUUAUUAAUAUUAUAAAUGUGUACAAUACACUGAUAUUUAAAAACUUUAUAUAUUUAUGUGUUUUAAAUCAUGUCUGAUAUCCUUUAUCUAUAAUAGAUAUAUUAUCAGUAAGUGAUAAAUAAAGAUAUGAUAACGAAUA